Molecule: messenger RNA, 1239 nt
Organism: Aspergillus bombycis
Lineage: Eukaryota; Fungi; Ascomycota; Eurotiomycetes; Eurotiales; Aspergillaceae
Product: branched-chain amino acid aminotransferase, cytosolic
Exons: 4
Coding region: 1-1239 (412 amino acids)
Biological process (GO): L-valine biosynthetic process; L-leucine biosynthetic process
Cellular component (GO): mitochondrion
Molecular function (GO): branched-chain-amino-acid:2-oxoglutarate transaminase activity
Source: RefSeq, a predicted model, not a curated record
AUGAACUCGCUGCGUCAAUUUACUCGCCGCAAGGCGCUACAGAGCCUGGCUAUACCUCCGAACCAGAGCUUCAGCACAAUCCGAUUAUGGCAGAGGCAUUUCAGCAGUACUCCAGUCGUUGCUUCCCGGCUAGCUGGCAUUGAUCCUUCAAAGCUUACAGUUACCAAAACGAGCACCCCUAAAGAAUUGACACCUGCUAAGGAUCUCGUUUUUGGCAAGACCUUUACUGAUCAUAUGCUUGCUAUUGAAUGGUCAGCAUCCAAUGGCUGGGAUGCCCCUCGUAUUGUCCCCUACCAAAACCUUAGCUUGGAUCCCUCGGCUUGUGUUUUUCACUAUGCCUUUGAAUGUUUUGAAGGCAUGAAGGCCUAUAAAGACAACAAUGGUCAAAUUCGGUUGUUCCGUCCAGACAAGAACAUGGAGCGCUUGAACAAGUCUUCAUCGCGAAUCGCUCUCCCUACCGUUGACGGUGAGGCUCUGACUCAAUUAGUCGGAGAGCUCGUAAAACUAGACAGCAGAUUCAUCCCUAGUGCUCGGGGUUACUCACUCUACCUGCGGCCCACAAUGAUUGGCACGCAAAGUACCCUUGGGGUUGGACCACCGGGUUCUGCCCUUUUGUUCGUCAUCGCAAGCCCCGUUGGGCCUUAUUACCCCACUGGUUUCAAGGCCAUCUCGCUAGAGGCCACUGACUAUGCUGUUCGAGCCUGGCCCGGUGGUGUUGGAGAUAAAAAGUUAGGUGCUAACUACGCUCCGUGCAUUGUUCCUCAACUGAGCGCAGCCUCCCGAGGCUUCCAACAGAACUUGUGGCUUUUCGGUGAGGAAGAAUACGUGACUGAGGUCGGAACUAUGAACCUCUUUAUUGCGUUGAAGAACAAGGAAACAGGGCAGAAGGAACUAGUCACUGCUCCUUUAGAUGGAACGAUUCUUGAAGGUGUGACCCGUGACUCUGUUUUGGGACUUGCCCGGGAGAGACUAGCACCAAAGGGCUGGACUGUGUCCGAGCGCAAGAUUAGAAUGUCUGAGGUUGCUGAGGCAGCAGACGAGGGUAGGCUGGUUGAGGUAUUCGGAUCUGGCACCGCAGCCAUCGUAAGCCCUGUACGAAGCAUCAGCUACAAAGGCAAGAUGGUCGACUGCGGCUUGAAGGAAGAUGAGGAAGCUGGCGAGAUUGCUUCCCAGAUGAAAAACUGGAUUGAGGGGAUCCAGUACGGUGAUGAAGAUCAUAAGUGGAGCUACGUCCUGUAA